Molecule: messenger RNA, 2679 nt
Organism: Aspergillus mulundensis
Lineage: Eukaryota; Fungi; Ascomycota; Eurotiomycetes; Eurotiales; Aspergillaceae
Product: putative C6 transcription factor (NirA)
Exons: 5
Coding region: 1-2679 (892 amino acids)
Biological process (GO): DNA-templated transcription; regulation of DNA-templated transcription
Molecular function (GO): zinc ion binding; DNA binding; DNA-binding transcription factor activity, RNA polymerase II-specific
Source: RefSeq, a predicted model, not a curated record
AUGGGGGAAAAGCACAACCCGGAACCCAUUUCCGACGGAUCUCAAGCGAAGUCAUCCAAGGGCCAGGGGGCACCGGCAGACAAUGCUCCGUCCUCAAAACGACGAUGUGUGAGCACAGCGUGCAUCGCUUGUCGCAGGCGGAAAUCCAAGUGCGAUGGAAAUCUUCCGAGUUGCGCCGCUUGCUCUUCCGUCUAUCAUACUACAUGCGUUUAUGACCCAAACUCCGAUCACCGGCGAAAGGGAGUCUACAAGAAGGAUACCGAUACGUUGAGGACCAAGAACUCGACCCUCUUGACUCUAAUACAGGCUCUACUAAAUUAUGAGGAAGAGGAUGCCUUCGACCUGGUCCGCCAGAUCCGGUCUUGUGAUAACUUAGAAGACGUGGCACAAUCCCUUAUAAACCAAGAGAAAAGGUCUUCAGGUCUUUCAAAUGCUGCGGUAUCUGAAGAUGAUAGUCUCACGCAGGCUGAUCAAUUCGAGUCUGAACUUGCCGGAAAGAUGAGCAACCUAGUUUUAGACGGAUCUCGCAAAUUUAUUGGAGGGACAUCAAAUCUCAUCUUCCUACCUCCUGGGUCAGAGCUUAACGAGUUCAGCCCUGGCUUGGCCACCGGUGGUCCUGCGGGUUCCGUCACGCAAUGGACGACGGUGACUGAUGAUCAGCAGCUCAUUAGCCACCUCUUGACGAUGUACUUUUCGUGGCAUUACCCGUUCUUCACUACUCUGUCCAAGGAACUUUUCUACCGCGACUACUCUCGUGGUGUUCCAAGUCAAUACUGUUCCUCCCUGCUCGUCAACACAAUGCUAGCUUUAGGGUGUCACUUCAGCUCCUGGCCCGGAGCUCGUGCGGAUCCUGACAACUCUGCAACCGCUGGAGACCAUUUUUUCAAGGAAGCUAAAAGAUUAAUCCUUGACAACGAUGAGCUUGUCAACUCCAAACUGUGUACCGUGCAAGCCUUGGCUCUCAUGUCCGUACGAGAGGCCGGAUGCGGUCGUGAAGGAAAAGGCUGGGUUUACAGCGGCAUGAGUUUUCGUAUGGCGUUCGACCUGGGCCUCAAUCUUGAAUCCUCCGGUCUACGUGAUCUUAGCGACGAAGAGGUAGAUGCGCGACGGAUAACUUUCUGGGGCUGUUUUCUCUUUGACAAAUGUUGGUCCAAUUAUCUCGGUCGUCAGCCUCAGUUUACGACAGCCAACACAAGCGUCUCCGCGGUGGAUAUCCUACCCAGCGAGGAAUCAACAUUAUGGUCGCCUUACACCGAUACGGGCCCUAGUCGGGAAUAUGCACAGCCCUCACGGACAAGGGCAGUCGCAGACCAGAUUUCCAAGCUGUGUAAGAUUAGUGGAGAUCUAGUGGUGUAUUUCUACGACCUUGCUCCCAAAGACAAGCCGACAUCUAAGCAAGUGGAGCUGAAGAAGCUGAGCGAGAUUCACACUCGGUUAGAAGCUUGGAAGAAAGGCCUACCGAAGGAACUCGAAUCACGGGAAGGCCAACUUCCCCAGGCGCUACUCAUGCACAUGCUCUACCAACUCCUCCUAAUCCACCUUUAUCGCCCGUUUCUCAAAUACACAAAAUCGACCUCGCCGCUCCCUCAACAUGUCUCUCCCCGCAAGUUAUGCACGCAGGCUGCUGCUUCCAUCUCAAAGCUGCUUCGACUCUACAAACGCACAUACGGGUUCAAGCAGAUUUGCAAUAUUGCUGUUUAUAUUGCGCACACGGCCUUGACCAUUCACCUUCUCAAUAUACCCGAAAAGAAUGCCCAGAGAGAUGUCAUACAUGGUCUACGGCACCUUGAGGAAAUGGGAGAGUUCUGGCUUUGUGCUAGGCGAACACUGCGCAUCCUCGACAUCUCCGCCACUAAGUGGCAAAUACAGCUGCCCAGAGAAGCCGUCAUUGUCUUUGAACAAACACAUGCCCGAUGGGGCUCGUGGGGUCCAUGGGACCAACCGGCAUCACCUUCAACCUCCACAGACUCACCACCCACCGUGACUUCUCAACCGCUCAUUGCCUCCACGAAUCUACCUCAACCUCAGCCUAUGAACCAUCCUACAGGCAGUCAGGCUGUCAAUCCUCCUAUGCAGUCAUCUCCCGUCAUCGCGGGGCCAGUGGGCUCUCAAUAUCCAUCCGCGCCUCCUGGUCCUGUCUCCGUAUCCGCGAUGCGCGCUGCCCAGCGAUCCUUUAGUGCCCAGCUUGCUCGAAACGAAGCUCAGCAACCCGAGCCAACAUAUUUAAGACCAGUCACCACCAGCUAUGGGCCGGCAUCGUCUGGUCAGCUUCCGUCACAAGAGCAAUGGUACAGUCCGAAUGAAGCGCAAAUGCGUGCUUUUACCGCUGUCCACAAUGUAUCUGCAGCGGCCGCUCAAUCUCCAUUGACCACCUUUGAUACACCGGGAAAUUUGGUCGAAGAGAGCCAAGACUGGUGGUCUCGUGACAUAAAUGCGUUACAACUUGGGGCCGACGAUUGGACGCAAGGUUGGAACAAUGGCAUUCCCACCACAUCGUCCGAUUGGCGUUACGUGAACAAUAUUCCCAAUAUCCCAUCUACAUCAGCGCCAAAUGCCGAUUAUAAGCCUCCACAGCCGCCUUCCAACAUGGCAAGACCAAAUCAAACCCCAACAACUCCUGGCGAGAACCUGAAGAGCAAUGGAAACAACGCGAUGUUCCCCGGUAAUUAUCAGCGAUAG